Blastomyces dermatitidis ER-3 is the source of this 2779-nucleotide messenger RNA. Its product is annotated as glutamate carboxypeptidase II. The record is from RefSeq and is a predicted model, not a curated record. Lineage: Eukaryota; Fungi; Ascomycota; Eurotiomycetes; Onygenales; Ajellomycetaceae. Gene Ontology annotation, molecular function: carboxypeptidase activity. Bases 316 to 2628 code for a protein of 770 amino acids. The transcript is spliced from 3 exons.
UUAUUAUUGAGUUUCAAAAUUUCUUUGCGCGAAAUUAUGUAUCUCUCCUUGCGUUCUGAGUCUGUUGCCCGACGCAGGGUUUCUCCACGCUGCAGUUAGUAAUUAUUUAUUCCAGGCGGCCAGUGUUAGUUACAUCAUCAUCCCAUUUGCGACGCACGCCAUUUUCUGACAAGAAGCCAAGCCAGAGCUUCCUCGUGUCUCUCCCCGAGCUGCCAUCAUGAUAAUGACAUGAAAUCAAUCAAUCUCGGCUUCUACUACUCCUCCAGUUCUCACCUCCGCUACCCUUCGUCUGGCAUACUUAACUUGCGCUAAGCCAUGAGGGAGAAGCCGCCCAACAUGCCGAUUACUGAGAGCACUCCGCUGCUAGUCGUCCAAGUAGCUUCACGCCGCCCACGAUAUCGUCACUCGACACUUCGGGGUGCUUGUUCCUUGGGUCUUGCUACCCUCCUAUCUAUUGCGGUGGUCCUUUUUCUUGUCCCGUUUGCUGUCCUACCUCGCGAUCACGGAUCUAUUUGUUCCUAUCUUCCAUGGUCCAACCCUUUCCCGCACACGUCAUGGCCUCACGGGAACGGCCUCAACUACACAGCUUUGCAAAACAUCCUCCAAACCCUUCCAAGUGCUGAAAAAGCCAAGGAAUGGAGCAAAUAUUAUACGUCGGGCUCGCAUUUAGCUGGUAAAAAUCUUAGCCAGGCCAUAUGGACUCAGGAAAGAUGGCAGGAAUAUGGUCUUGAAACUAGUAUCUCUUCAUAUGACGUAUACAUCAACUAUCCAGCAGAUCAUAGGUUGGCGUUGCUUGAAAAGAAAGGAGGAAAUACGGUAGUGAAGUUUGAAGCAACAUUGGAAGAAGAUGUCCUGCCUGAGGAUUCUACAAGUGGUUUGGUCGAUCGCAUCCCUACCUUCCAUGGCUAUUCGUCAAGUGGGAAUGUCACAGCCCAAUUUGUGUAUGCCAACUUUGGAACAUACCAGGAUUUUGAAGAUCUCAUUAAAGCGAACGUCAGUCUAGAGGGGAAAAUCGCUUUGGUAAAGUACGGUGCUAUCUUUCGCGGCUUGAAAGUGAAGCGUGCACAGGAGCUCGGGAUGGUGGGUGUUGUUAUAUACUCAGACCCGCAGGAGGACGGUGAUAUAACUGAAGCAAACGGCUAUGAGGCGUACCCAGACGGCCCGGCUCGCAACCCUAGUGCUGUGCAGCGGGGUAGCGUGCAAUUUUUAAGUAUUGCACCUGGCGAUCCAACGACUCCAGGGUAUCCUUCUACCCCAGGCUGCCCUCGCAAAGAUCCGCGUCAUUCAAUUCCGUCAAUUCCAUCGCUCCCAAUAUCAUACAAAGAGGCUAUACCUCUUCUCAAAGCUCUGAAUGGACAUGGACCUAAGGCCUCUGAUUUCGAUGCGCACUGGCAAGGCGGUGGGCUCAGCCACAAAGGAGUGGAGUAUAAUAUUGGUCCAACACCAGAAGACGUUGUUUUGAAUCUGUACAAUGAACAAGAAUACAUUACAACACCGAUCUGGAACGUAAUCGGGGUCAUCAAGGGCACUAUUCCGGACGAAGUGGUUAUUCUUGGCAACCACAGAGACGCUUGGGUUGCAGGCGGGGCCGGAGACCCGAAUAGCGGCUCCGCCGCUCUUAACGAAGUGAUUCGUAGCUUUGCCCAUGCUAUGAAGGCUGGUUGGAAACCACUUCGUACCAUUGUCUUCGCCAGCUGGGAUGGGGAAGAGUAUGGCUUGAUCGGCUCCACAGAGUGGGUGGAGGAGAAUCUCACCUGGCUCUCCAAGUCUAUCGUUGCCUAUCUCAAUGUCGACGUGGCUACCAGUGGACAACAUUUCAAAGCAAGUGCCAGCCCCUUACUAAAUAAAGCUAUCUAUGAGGCCACUAGCCUCGUCCUUUCACCAAAUCAGACCGUCGAAGGCCAGACUGUCCUUGACGUUUGGAACGGCAAAAUUUCCUCCAUGGGAAGCGGAAGUGACUUUACUGCCUUCCAGGACUUUGCCGGCAUUCCCUGUGUCGAUUACGGUUUCAAACGGAAGGAUGGGGAUGCGGUAUACCAAUACCAUUCAAAUUACGACAGUUUUGACUGGAUGAAUCACUACGGCGACCCGAACUGGACGUACCAUAUUGCCGCUGCGAAAGUCUGGUCUUUAACAGCCGCAUACCUGGCAGAGAAACCUGUUUUGGGCUUGAACGCAACCGAUUACGCCAGUGGGCUAGCCAUGUACCUGGACACCGUGAAAGAGAAAGCAACCACUGGAUUUAGCUUCAAGUCACUUGAUGCCGCGAUUGUAAAUCUAUACAACGCCGCAGUUGCAUUUGAUGCAUACACGUCGUCACUUACAAAGCAACUCGAUGAGGAUCUGCCCUGGUGGCAGUGGUGGAAGAAGGUACAACUUUUCUUCAAGAUUCGUGCGGCAAAUGACAAAUAUAAAUACCUAGAACGGAAAAUGCUGCACCAGCAGGGCCUGGAUGGGCGAAACUGGUUCAAGCAUGUUGUAUUCGCACCAGGCUUGUGGACUGGGUAUUCCGGUGCACCAUUCCCUGGCCUCGUCGAGAGCUUUGAGAGUGGUAAUUUGGAUAAUGCCAAGAGAUGGAGAGCUAUCAUUCAGGAGAAAAUAGACGAUGCCACGGCCUUGCUGAAGUGAUACCCUUAAAUGCAAAAAGGAAAUUUCAGGCCUAAGGCUGGUAAGGAGGCUCUAAACGCCACGAGCACAUGCCUUGUUCGGCAGCUUCGGCUUACAGAAAGUGUGGUUUCGUCUACAGAUUUCGGCCAUUUACAAUUAAUCUCUUACCAAG